CUGAAUAUGCAAUUUGGCACAGACUUGUUGGAGACAGCGAAAAAAAACACACACACUGUUUCGUUAAAAAAACCCUUCUUUCCGAGUUUUAGAAUUGGGUUUCUCUCUUUCUCUCUCCGAAUCGCAUCGAACCAGCAAUUAGUAUAGUUUCAUUCCAUCUUUGUCUCUAUCAGAAUCAAUUCCUCUGCCUUUUCACACUUCAAUUCUCUAACCCUGACUGAUCUUCGAUGAAUACAAGAGAGAGACACGACCUUACCCAUUAAUAAAGAUGCUUUCUUGGUACUAUUUCUCUAGUUUCUCAAGUUAGUUCUUUGAUUUGUACGAUUAGGGUUUUGAUUCCCAAAUGGGUUCAGUGAAUAACAAUGGUGUUGACAAUUUGAUAUCUGCUAGCAAGUCAUUAAAGUCUAUUUUACAGAAAUCGAAAUCCCUAGGGUUAGCUCUUGAUCAAGCUGGGACUAGAUUGGAUAAGAUUAACCAUAGAUUACCAUCUCUAGCAUCCGCAGUUCGACCAAUCCGAGCGCCAAGGGAAGCCCUUGUUGCUGUUGGGGGUCACAUUAACCGUGCUGUGGUCCCUGGGGCCGCUGUUCUUAAGGUAUUCGAUGCCAUUCAUGGGCUUGAAAAGUCGCUCUCAGAUCCCCAAUUUGAUCUUCCAGGUUAUCUCUCUGUGCUUAAACGGCUCAAAGAGGCGUUGAGGUUUUUAGGCGAUAAUUGUGGGAUGGCAAUUCAGUGGUUAGAUGAUAUUGUUGAGUACUUGGAGGACAAUAAGGUUGCUGAUGAUGGGUAUAUUUUAAAUUUGAAAAAGGCGCUCAAGAAUCUCCACCAAUUGCAGGAUGAGGAAAGGGGUUGCCUUGAUGGAGGGCUUCUUGGAGCGGCGCUGGAUAGAUUGGAAAAUGAGUUUAGGCGGCUCUUGACGGAGAACAGUGUUCCAUUGCCGAUGUCAGCGUCAUCGGCUUCACUAGGUGAACAAGCCUGCAUAGCACCGUCCCUGUUACCCGUGGCUGUGAUUCAUAAGUUACAGGCUAUUCUUGGGAGAUUAAUUGCUAAUAAUAGGCUCGAUAAUUGCAUAUCUAUCUAUGUUGAAGUUCGCAGUUCGAAUGUUAGGGCAAGUUUGAAUGCACUCAAUUUGGAUUACCUUGAGAUGUCAAUCUCUGAAUUCAAUGAUGUUCAGAGCAUGGAAGGGUAUAUAGCUCAAUGGGGUAAGCAUUUAGAGUUUGCGGUGAAGCACCUUUUUGAAGCCGAGUACAAACUUUGUAAUGAUGUAUUUGAGAAGAUGGGAUUGGAUGUGUGGAUCGGUUGCUUUGCUAAGAUAGCUGCCCAGGCAGGUAUUCUUGCAUUCCUUCAAUUUGGGAAAACUGUUACAGAGAGUAAGAAAGAUCCCAUCAAGCUACUGAAACUGUUGGAUAUAUUUGCAUCUUUGAACAAACUUAGAUUGGAUUUUAACCGCCUUUUUGGUGGGACAGCUUGUGCUGAAAUCCAAAAUUUGACGAGGGAUCUCAUCAAGAGUGUGAUCGAAGGGGCUUGUGAAAUCUUCUGGGAACUUUCGUUGCAAGUUGAAUUGCAGAGACAAACACCACCUCCUUCAGAUGGCAGUGUUCCAAGACUGGUGAGCUUUAUCACCAAUUACUGUAAUAAGCUACUUGGGGAAGAUUAUAAGCCACUCUUGACUCAAGCUCUGGUCAUUCACCGGAGUUGGAAGCAUGAGAAAUUCCAAGAGAGGCUCGUUAUUGAUGAAGUAUUGAAUAUAGUUAAAGCCAUUGAGACGAAUCUAGAGACAUGGGCAAAGGCUUACGACGAUGUUGUAUUAUCGCAUGUUUUUUUGAUGAACAAUCACUGGCAUCUGUACAAACAUUUGAAAGGAACGAAGCUUGGGAGUCUGUUGGGUGAUUCUUGGUUAAGAGAACAUGAACAGUACAAGGAGUACUAUUCUGCUUUCUACUUGAGAGACAGUUGGGGAAAACUUCCCUCCCUUCUAAGCCGAGAGGGUCUGAUCCUGUUCUCAGGUGGGCGUGCUACUGCUCGCGAUCUUGUGAAGAAAAGGCUUAAAGCUUUCAACGAAGCUUUCGAUGAAAUGUAUAAAAAGCAGUCGAAUUGGGUUGUGGUGGAGAAAGAUCUGAGGGAUAAGGUAUGCCAGCUUAUUGCGCAGGCUAUUGUGCCUGUUUACCGGAGCUAUAUGCAGAAUUACGGGCCAUUGGUUGAACAAGAUGCGAGUGGAAGCAAGUAUGCAAAGUACACAGCGCAGUCUUUGGAGAAAAUGCUUAGCUCUCUUUUUCAGCUGAAGCCGGUGAAAUUUGGUAGUUUCAAAGUCAGACAGGCUAGUGGGAAAUUCAGCAAUGGGGUUACAGAUCAAAAUGAUUCCUCCCCUACUGUUACAUGACUGACCAAUUCGUUAUCAGUUGGUUGUCUUGUGUAUAUUGACUAUGUAUUUAUUGGAUUUGGAGAAUUUUCUUUAUGACACGGAAUUCUGAUGUUUGGCUGGACUUGGUGAUGAACUGGGUACCACCUCUAUACUUCCCAGAUUGUUUAUUUGGGGCUUGGAUACUGCAAGAGCAUCAGAUACAAUGAUUCAGGUUAGUAUGGAAACCUAUAGCUAGUCAUUUUAAUUUGUAUUCACUCAUUGAUUCAGUUGCUAGGUAUAAGAUACAAUGAUUCAGGUUAGUACGGAAACCUAUAGCUAGUCAUUUUAAUUUGUAUUCACUCAUUGAUUCAGUUGCUAGGUAUAAAUCCAGUGUAGUGGCCAGUUUUCAUGUAGAAUUAGUUAUACGCUGUAGAUGUGAGUCUAGAGUUCUAGUGAUGGUUUAAUUGUUCAGUCUCUUCAUAAUUUGGAAAAAAAGAAGGUAGAAAUGCUUCACAAUUAUGACUUGCUUCUUGUUUAUGUUAUUUGAUGGCUACAUUUGUUGGAAAUUUAAAAUGUAUAAGAGCCAUCUAUGUUAGCAGAGGGAUAUUGAAAAUAAAGUUCACUCCGUUCUCUUUA
Camellia sinensis is the source of this 2971-nucleotide messenger RNA. Its product is annotated as exocyst complex component EXO70A1. Gene Ontology annotation, cellular component: exocyst. The record is from RefSeq and is a predicted model, not a curated record. Gene Ontology annotation, biological process: exocytosis. Gene Ontology annotation, molecular function: phosphatidylinositol-4,5-bisphosphate binding. NCBI's taxonomy places the organism in Eukaryota, Viridiplantae, Streptophyta, Magnoliopsida, Ericales, Theaceae.